Messenger RNA from Thunnus maccoyii (southern bluefin tuna), 4507 nucleotides. RefSeq names its product ADAMTS-like 4 (gene adamtsl4). The record is from RefSeq and is a predicted model, not a curated record. NCBI's taxonomy places the organism in Eukaryota, Metazoa, Chordata, Actinopteri, Scombriformes, Scombridae. Gene Ontology annotation, cellular component: extracellular matrix. Bases 302 to 3898 code for a protein of 1198 amino acids. Gene Ontology annotation, molecular function: metalloendopeptidase activity. The transcript is spliced from 17 exons. Gene Ontology annotation, biological process: extracellular matrix organization.
CCCCUUCAAAAAAAAAAAAAGUUGUCGAGUGAACGGAUUGAAAGAGGGGAAAAAAACGGAACCCUUCCCACUUUCCAAAAAUCACGGGGAGUGACUGUGACAGGAGGAAGGGGACAGGGAGAGUAAGAGAGAGAAGAAGAAGAAGAAGAAGAAGGAGGAGAAGAAGAAGCCCUCGCAGGACUUCAUCACAUUUCUUUUAGAACUACGAGAACUGGAACCGAUCACUAAACUGGACUGAUCAAUCGAUAUCGGUGAUCAACAGUGGAGUGAGAAAGCGUAGCGGGAGACUCUUUGGAGGAGCAUGCGGCUCGGUUUACUAUUCAGGCUCUAUGUGCUGUGGGGCUUUGUGGUGGUCACGACCUCCGUGACCAAGGCUGCUAAGAGGAAGGUGGCAGGCCGGAGGUCCAGACAGGUGUUUGAGGCGGAGCCUGUGGAAGGGGUGUGGUCUGUUUGGGGGGAGUGGUCAGAAUGUUCUCAGACCUGCGGCGUGGGCGUCUCACAGAGAAGCAGGAAGUGUUUAUCCCCUCCACCUCCCCAAGCCCCUCCUCUCUCCCACUCUCCACCUAACUGGGCAGGGUAUCUGCCCGGAGGCAUCGGAGGUCCUGUCAUCUCACCCAUCCGCCCCUACUACCCUCCUCGUUACCCCGGGCAACACCCACCUUAUCACUCCCCACCAAUUUCCGCCAAUCACAACCAAGGAUUGCCUCUGUAUCGGAAUACCCCCGCCGGAGGAGGAGGGGCUCCUGUACCAGGACAGACCAAUCAGUCUCCUCCUUUUUACCAACCAGAAUUCUCCCCAACGAAUCAGGACCGUGUGUCUGUUUACCGCGCGCCCCACCACGCUUCUCCACAUGGCUACAACCAGCCGGGACGGAUCAUGAGGAGGCCGACCAAUCCGGGAGCAGUGAGGAACGGAGGGGGAGGGAGUAGAAGGUCUGUCUCAGGCAAUCGGGAGGGUUUGCCUGCAAGGAGGUCUUCCAACAUCCGUCCCGGUCAGUUCGGGUAUGGCAGGGUUCCUUUCUCUCUGCCUCUGCACCGGCCCAACCGGCAGGCUCGCCACACUGCUAACAGCACCGAAUCUGCGGAGCCCACACCGGCACCUGGACUAGAUAGUGAAGUUGACACAGAGAACACAGGGAAAGAUGAAGAUGAGACGGGGAGUGAUGGAGACUCCGGGGAGGCAGGGAGGAGAGAGGAAGAGGAGGGCCCAGAGUCACAUGCCGCUGAGGAGUUGCCCACAACCACAACCACAACCAGCAGCCCGCACCGCAACGUGGAAAGACCAUCGCACACCAAUACAGAACAUGGCAGGGCGAGAGAGCGAGUGCCCCCCUCUCACUCUUUCUCACGCUCCUCCUCUUCAUCUGUCCUAUCCAACCGCCGCGCGUUUGACUGGCACUCCGUCACCGCGCCACCUCCUCCCAUCUCCCCUCUCUCUAUCCCCAACUCACCUGCCGUCACUUCACCCUUUUCCUCCCCUCUCCACCGCUCCAGUGGCGUGCACAGAGACAGGGAGCUCCACCCAGGCUUCAGCCCUCACGCCCCGCCCUCAGGCAACGUCUACCCACUACAGCAUCCCCACAUCCCGCACCUGGGGGUGGAGGCGGGCAGGGAUGGAGGGAGAGGAGCUCCUCAGAUCUACAGAUGCUCUGGGCUUGAGAAAGAGUACCGCAGGUGCUUCUCGCAGGUGUGCGGAGGAGGUACGUUGGACUCCAGAGCAGAGCAGUGUGCAGCCUUUAACACCCAGGAGUUUAUGGGUCGCCUUUAUAACUGGGAGCCUUUUACCGAGGUUGGUGCGGAUAAGCAGUGCGAGCUGACCUGCAGGCCAGCCGGCUAUCGCUUCUAUGUUCGUCAGGCCGAGCGUGUAAGAGAUGGGACCCCCUGCUUCAACGUCAGCUCCAACGACGUGUGUGUAGAAGGGCAAUGUCUGACGGAGGGUUGUGAUGGGGUUCUGGGCUCUGGCUCUGUGAUUGACAAGUGUGGAGUGUGUGGCGGGAGGGACACUUCCUGUCGAAAGGUGGCAGGAAGCUUCCAAAAUGUCACGGUUCCCCUUGGUUACCACAAGAUCCUGGACAUCCCACCCGGAGCAACAUUCAUUAACAUCACAGAGAGACGAGCCAGCCCAAACUACCUGGCCAUGAGAAGUGGCACAGGGGCUUCUGUGGUGAACGGGCGUUGGGCUGUGGACCCUCCAGGGGAGUACCAGGCAGGGGGGACUACCUUCACCUACACCCGACCUAGAGCACAGGCAGAGGGAGAGGAAGACAGAGGAGAGUCCCUCAGGGCCCCUGGACCCACCACCACACAGCUACAGCUAUAUAUCAUUUUCCACCAGCAGAACCCAGGCAUCGACUAUGAGUUUUACAUCCCUGUGGAGAAGAAGGAGGGAGAGAGGGAGAGGCUGUCAGAGAGAGACAGGGAGACACCCAGAGAGGCACCCAGAGAGAGGCAGAGGGAGCGAGAGGCAGGCAGGGCACCCCUUCGCAGUCCUCUCACUGUGUCCGUGGAAGACCUUCCUCCUGCUCCUCCCCCUGUUUCAGUCCCCUCUUUUCCCUCUUCCUCCUCCUCCUCCUCUGUGUUUUCUCCCCCCUCCUCCGACCGUUGGACACCUGAGAGGUCACGUCCACGAGGCUCAGCGCCCAAUAGGAAUGCUCGGAUCCCCCCUCGCACUGACCUGCCACUGGACACUCAGCCACCAUUUGUGUGGAGGAGAGGCGGGCUCACAGAGUGUACUGCUACCUGUGGCAAAGGUUCUCAGUAUCGAGUGAUUCUUUGUAUUGACCGCCACACGGAUGAUGAAGUCCCAGCGAGGAAGUGUGACUCUGCAGCCAAACCUGUUCCUGAGGAGGAACCUUGUAACACACACCCCUGCCCACCAUUCUGGGAGGCCAGUGCUUGGUCAGAGUGCAGUGUGUCCUGCGGGGCCGGGGUGCAGCAGAGGCAGCUCCAGUGCAGGCAAAGCUUUGGGAACCGCUCCACCAUGGUCCACCCUCAGCGCUGUGCCAACCUCGACCCGCCAGAGUCCACACAGGCAUGCCAGCUCCGCCUCUGCUCCCACUGGGAGGUCAGCUCCGACUGGAGCACGUGCUCAGUGGACUGCGGAGUAGGAAGGAGGACAAGGAGUGUGCGUUGCGUCAGCGAUCAAGGCAGCGUGGUGAACGACAAAGAGUGCAACUCCAGGUCUCGCCCGCAGGGAAGUGAGGAGUGCAACAUGGGGCCCUGUGUUACUAACUGGUACUUCACUGACUGGUCCAACACUUGUUCGGCGCAGUGUGGCCCCGGGGUGCAGAGGAGGGAGGUGGUGUGUCUGACCCGAGGAGGCGUCAGAGAGGGCGGAGGAGGAGGGGACUGUGUUGGGGAUAAACCGGCAGAGAUGAAGGCCUGCAACGGGGGUCCCUGUGUGCCAACAACCAUGUGGUACGGCAGCCCCUGGACACAGUGCAAUGUCCCGUGUGGGAAUGGAACUCAGCGACGAGACAUCAUUUGUGUCCAGAAGAUGGGGAAUGAUUUUACUGUCGUACCAGCCAGCGAGUGUUCUCAUCUGGACAAGCCCGCUGCGGUCCAAGAGUGUGAGAUGGGAGAAUGUCAGCCACAGUGGUUCACAACGGAGUGGAGCGCGUGCUCACGUUCUUGUGGAAAAGGCCUACAGAUGAGGGAGGUACGGUGUCUAACAUCAGACAAAAAGCACAACCACGAAUGUGAUUUUGAUACCAAACCUGAACAGGAACAGAUCUGCAACACAAUACCCUGCAGUCCACAAGUCUCAGAUGAAAACUGCCGGGACAGACGGCAUAACUGCGUGAUGGUGGUGCAGGCCAGGCUGUGCGUUUACUCCUACUAUAAGACCGCCUGCUGUGCCUCAUGUACCCAGAGUGCCCAGCGCACCAAGAGGCAUUGACCGUCCAAUCACAGACAGCCCAAGUGUGCAAGAAGUCAAGGAUUAGGUCAAAGGGGCUGAUCACCCCCCUGAAAUGACAAGUCUGUAGAAAUGGACAACCCAGAGUAGACGUUAACACCUGUGAUGGCAUGUUGUUCACAAAACAUUUAGCUAUUUUCUCCUGAUUCUUCAGGUCAAAACACUGUGAAAUCAGACGGUUGGUUCUUUUUUUCCAGUUCUCUGUAUACAGUUACAUUUUAUAUUGCGUCUUAGAACCACAUAUUCCACUGAGCUUGCUUCUGUUUACUUCCUGCGUUAGCUUUAACAGGUUCAUAAUGUGUCACACAGGGCUGAGUGAUACAUUUGCUGUGAUUUCCACUCUUGGAGGCCCAUUUCUAUGGCUGAGUGAUUGUAACGGAAGGUGCUCACUUUGGAAACAGCUGUGUUUCAACAGCACAACUAGUUGUUUUUUUUAAAGAUCCCUCCUAAUCUGCAGGAUCUUACAACAGACAUAGUCAGACAUGCAUACUGUACCACUAAUUAUAAAAAGAAAUGUGCUGAAUAAGUAAUUACCAUGCGUGCCAGAUAAACUGUGUAGUACUAUGUGUGCUAAAGAUCUACUGGAAUAGA